AAAAUAUAUUAUGUAAUCUGGAAACAAUAUUUUUGUUUUCACUCAACAAGACUUCUAAAAUUGUUUUGUUGUGAAUUUGAACCAACCUUUGGGUUAAGGACAUGAUGCAAGAGUUUAUUUAGCUAUGCAUAAGAAAACUGGGGAAAUGUUUGCUUUAAAAGUUCUGACUAAUUUAUCACAGAAUCACAUAAUAAAUCUCCAGGUUUAAUUACAAUUUAUUUAGCGAACGAAAUACAAAUUCUUAAAGGCAUAGAUCACACAGGAAUAGUUUUGUUGAAAGGAUACUCUUAAGAUUAUACUUGUGUUCUAUUAGAGU
Paramecium primaurelia is the source of this 316-nucleotide messenger RNA. NCBI's taxonomy places the organism in Eukaryota, Ciliophora, Oligohymenophorea, Peniculida, Parameciidae. The record is from the annotation of a GenBank genome assembly.